CUUGCUCGCAUGCUGGUGCGCAUGCCAGACAAACAGACAGGUGGCGCACCUCGUCAUAUCACAAUCGCUGACACAGCGAUCCGGAUAUAUCGAGAGAGGCAUCAAUCAUAAGCUAGUGAGAGGGGCUUGUGAACGCCUGGACAAUAUGGUGAUGUGGGUCCUAGAGGCAACGAUGGGGCUCAGAGAUACCGAAGACGAAGAAGUGUUCUUCCAAGACAACCGCCAGCCUGACCGCUUCAAGUUAAAGCCCUAUCAACAAGCCCAGGCGCGCCUGUCGACAGGAGCCGGAGGACUAGGAUCACAGGCAGCCGUUAUGCGAAGGUUCUCAGCUUCUCUGGGUAACCUAGUCGGCACCCUUCCUGCGGUUAUAGCCGCGUUACGGGGUCCAUUGGGAGAGUCGGUGAGAGUUCGGAUACCGGGAACCGUGUUGGUGGAGCGGAUGGGGGACGCUAUCAAAGAACUCAACCAGGAGCAUGGAGUAUCGGUGGAGAUUCUGAAGGGGAUCCUUCCCCCGUCAUGGGUUGAGUGGGCCUUAGAACCGCCAGGAGAAACCGGAAAGCGCCAGCCCACCGUUGCAGAACUGGCAGCACACGAUGGGGAAUCCACUACGCCGAGGAAAGCCCAGCACAAACUGGGCAAGGCGGUUAACACGAUACAACUUGAAAAGUUCAUGGAGUCUCUGGAGCACCUCCCUCAGGAGGCGGUACCACCAAACCUGAAACCUGAGCACAGUCACUCACCGGUUAGGUCGUUCAUAUCAAGGAAAGACAAGCUAUUUUCUGGCUUCUAG
This is a messenger RNA of Ectocarpus sp. CCAP 1310/34, 790 nucleotides long. The record is from the annotation of a GenBank genome assembly. NCBI's taxonomy places the organism in Eukaryota, Phaeophyceae, Ectocarpales, Ectocarpaceae.